GUCAGGGGGGAGACUGACAGGUGGACCGUCCGUGAGCCCCGUCUCUAAUCUGGGAAAAAGGGACUUUUAGUGUCUUCCUCGGCCCUGGGAAGACCAUGGCUCUCUCCGGGAUCUGUCGGGACUCUUUGCUGGUGCUUUUACUGCAAAUCGUGCUGAUUUGCUCUGCUCAGAGGGGCCCAGUCGGUCCCAGAGGCCCCACGGGGCCACCAGGAACCGCCGGCGUGCCCGGAGUGGAUGGCAUUGAUGGCGACAGAGGAGAAGACUCCACAGUGAACGGCGGACCAGGUCUUGAUGGCGAUAACGGCAAAGACGGAGUCCCUGGAGCUCCGGGCCUUCCAGGCGCAGAUGGGCCUGUCGGACCUCCUGGGGAUCCAGGCUCGGUGGGUCUAAUGGGGUCAAAGGGGGAUCCUGGGGCACGUGGACCAACUGGAGAGCCUGGUGUGGGACCUGAUGGGCUUGAUGGUAUUCCUGGAACAGACGGGCUGCCAGGUGAACUGGGCAAAGUCGGAGCCCCUGGAGCGAGAGGCAAAAGGGGUCAAGUUGGUUCUCCUGGUCCUGCUGGGCCUCGGGGACCUCCUGCUGUGUAUCAAGGCGAGGACCUGUGUCCCAACGCCUGCCCCUCUGGUCUGACUGGAUAUUCUGGUCUCCCCGGCAUGAAAGGCCACAAAGGGGUAAAGGGUGAAUCAGGUGAGCCUGGAAGACAAGGACACAAGGGAGAGGAGGGCGAACAAGGAGGGUCGGGAGAAGUCGGAGCUCAAGGACUACCAGGCCCAGGUGGAUCAAGAGGCCUCCCAGGAAUAAUGGGCUCCAAGGGGGACAGGGGAGCUCGAGGAAAGCCUGGUGAUGUGGGCCCUCGGGGAAUCCAAGGAGGCCCAGGUGAUCCAGGCCAAAGAGGAGCCAUAGGUGAGGCCGGGCCACAGGGAGUGAUGGGGGAGCGAGGCCCAUCAGGAAUCAGAGGAGUCCCAGGACCAAAAGGAGAGCCUGGUCUACCUGGCCCAGAUGGUCGUGAGGGAAUACCUGGGCUGCCAGGAUCCAAGGGUAUUCCAGGGAAAAGUGGCGCUCCAGGUGAUGCUGGCCUUCAGGGACUUCCUGGUUUACCAGGCACUUACGGCCAAAAGGGACAAAGCGGUUUGAAGGGUGUCACAGGUGAUCCAGGAGUUGUAGGACUGAUGGGGUCUUCGGGGAAACAAGGGGAGCGUGGCGAGCAGGGAGAGGUGGGACCUGUUGGACCCAGAGGAGGACCAGGUGAACGAGGAGAACGAGGACCUGGCGGGCCUCUGGGAUCACCAGGAGCCAGGGGAAGCAAAGGUGAUCCGGGCCUUCCAGGACUUCCUGGCCCUGCUGGUUAUCUUGGCCAGAAAGGAGACAGGGGUGCAGUCGGUCUUGAUGGGUCUAAGGGAGAGCAGGGACCCCCAGGUGAUGAAGGAACACCAGGAGAUAGAGGAGAACUGGGUGACCAAGGAGAAGCAGGAGAGAAAGGAUCGACAGGCCCACCAGGAGAGACAGGAAACAAAGGACCUGAGGGUGGCAGGGGACAGCAAGGGAAAGAGGGCAAGGUGGGCCAACCGGGACCACGCGGCAUGCAGGGCGACAUGGGGGUACCAGGCCUCCCAGGAGCACAGGGACCAGCGGGAAAAUCACCCACAGAUACGCACAUCAAACAAGUCUGCAUGAGGGUAAUGCAAGAGCAGCUGGCCCAGCUAGCAGCCAGCCUGAGCAGGCCUGAGUCAGGUAUCGCUGGGCUGCCCGGUCCCCCCGGCCCACCUGGACCUCCGGGCCCCUCCGGGGAGAACGGUUUCCCCGGACACACCGGAUCACGAGGACUACCCGGUCUGAAGGGUCCGCCUGGGUUAAUAGGUCGCAAAGGACUCAAAGGCGACCAGGGUGACAGAGGCGACAGAGGACCCACAGCGAGAGGACCCAAAGGAGAACCAGGUGCCCCCGGUCUCCCAGGUAACUCGGGCCGACCGGCUUACGGCAAAGACGGCCGUGAAGGACAGCGGGGACCUCGCGGUGUUCCCGGUAUUCCCGGCGUUCCCGGGCCUCCUGGUACCGCCGGUCUGAACGGUUACUGUGAGUCGUCGCAGUGCGUCCUACCGAUGGUGGCGUCACCGGUUUCAGCGAAGGACUCCAGCAUGAAGGGCCCCAGUGAGAUGUGAGGAGGGAACGGGAGGAAAAGUGAGAGACUGGAGGAGAAACCAGAACUCCAUGGAAGAUUUGUCCAUUUGGGUUUUUGUCUCUUGGUUUGUGUGUUUGUCUUUUUUUUUUCUUUUUUUUUUUUUUUGAUUUGGUCAGCUCAUUUGGAACUUGAUUCUUUUUUUGUUUUAACUCUCAAAGCCACCUGAACAACACUGAACACCCCUCAGCUUUUAUGUAAAAAGUUUUUACCUCAGUUUUGCCAUCUCUGUACUGUAACAUUAAAAAGGAGUAGUCCGUAUUUUUGCCAAAUUAAAAACUCACUAUAUGUGUACAAACCCACCAGCCCCCUUUCUAUCAAACAACAACGAAGCAAGUUUUUGUGUGUGUUUAUGUAAAUGUGUCAAUACGCAAAUUAUACUGUUGGAUAAGGUACAUUUGUUUGUGAGUAUCUUUGUUGUUUAUCCCCUUAAAUCCCCGCCUGUGCCUUUUCCUCUAAGUGUAGGAUAUGUUUGAUGAUUUCUCUGUCAUGACAACUGCUGUUUUUGUGAUCGGCGGGUGGUGAUGUGUGGAAACCUCUCUGGCAGUUUUAUAUGACUUCUUAUUUAUUAUAUCAAGGUUCGACGUGACAUCUUCAAGUUGUACAAAGGAGGAAAUAAACACAUUUUGAUAACC
Molecule: messenger RNA, 2811 nt
Organism: Seriola aureovittata
Lineage: Eukaryota; Metazoa; Chordata; Actinopteri; Carangiformes; Carangidae
Gene: col9a1a
Product: collagen, type IX, alpha 1a
Exons: 32
Coding region: 96-2159 (687 amino acids)
Source: RefSeq, a predicted model, not a curated record